GCUGGCGGCGGCGACGACUGCGGGCUCUCGCCUUGCGCUGGUGCGGAGCCGGGCCCCCUCGGCUCCACGCAGGUGUCAGGCCGGGGGCCGGCGUGGGGCGGCCGCAGCCCCUUCCCUGCAUGAGCGACGGGGCGCGGGGAAGUUGCUGCCCGCCUGCCAUUUUGGUGCAGCCCUCGCGUUUGGCUGAGGAUAGUCCUCAUAGCUGUUCCUAUCCAGAACAGAGUAUACAAUGGGGAGAAAACUGGAUCUUUCAGGCUUGACUGAUGAAGAAGCAGAGCAUGUGCUCCAGGUGGUUCAGCGAGAUUUCAGCCUUCGGAAGAAAGAAGAAGAAAGGCUGAGUGAAAUGAAGCAGAAGUUGGAUGAAGAGGGUAACAAGUGCAGCAUCCUUUCCAAGCAGCAGAAGUUCAACGAGCACUGCUGUAUUCGCUGCUGUGCUCCUUUCACAUUCCUUAUCAACAGCAAACGACAGUGCCAGGACUGCAAGUACAACAUCUGCAAGAGCUGCAGUUCUUACCAGAAGAAGGAGAAGGCUUGGAUUUGCAGCGUCUGCCAGCAAGCAAGGCUCCUAAGGACCCAGUCUCUGGAUUGGUACUACAAUAAUGUCAAAAGCCGCUUCAAGUGUUUUGGAAGUGCCAAAGUCCUGAAGAACUUAUACAAGAAGCAUAGACUGGAGAGCGGAGGCUGUCCUGAUGUAAUAGCAGAAGGAGGGUUUCUUGAAGGCAGCUUUGAAAAUGAAGGAAGCAUUUGUGGCAGUGACUCUACAUUCUACCGACAGACAGAAGGACACAGCAUGAUGGAUACCCUUGCUGUGGCCUUACGUGUUGCAGAGGAAGCAGUGGAAGAAGCUAUUUCGAAGGCAGAGACCUACAGUGACAGCCUGGACAAGCAGAAUGAGGCUUGUUACUUGCAGGAACACAAGGAGGACCUCAUAGAAGAGCUGGCCACAACCAUCGUGCAGAAGAUUAUAAAGAAGCAGAAAAGCAAAACUGAGCAGGCUGAAGCUGACUUUGAAUGGCCACCAUCCAGGAGCAGUGGCCUGGCAUCGGUUGCUGUCUCGGAUCAGAGCAUGCUGACUUUUCCAGGGAGCCGCAGGGGGUCCUACACGUUAUGGAGGUCUCAGUCUGCGUUCUCCCUGGCUAGUGAAGAUAUGCCCAGUAAAGGACUCGACCCUGCAUCGUCUGUGACUGAGGCUCUUUGGAGGCAGCCAAAAGGCCACUUGAGGAAGCAGAAGGAGCACAAGCUCUCUGCGUUACCCAGCUGGAAGAGUGUGGACAGGCUAAAUGAAACAAAUCUACCUUCUGUGUUCCAAAGCACUGAUGGGAACUGGGUAGCUUUGCAGAACGUCACUUUGCCUCGUCCUCGCAUGCUCGCCAAACCAAAAAGUCAAGUGUUUGAAGCUUUGGAGAAUGAAUCCAGCGUUGUGUCUGCCUAUGACGAGAUGGGCUCAGACAGUGAGGAUGACUACGACUGGAAUGUGGCCUUGAACAAGCUGCGUCGGAGACCUCGGCAGUUACCAGGCGAUUUCUAUGAUACCAGUUCCCAGUACGGCACUGGCUGGGUUUACGGCAGCGAUCAGUACCAGGCAGUGACCUCCCCUUCCUCUGGCUUAUACACCAAUACUGAGACACUGUUCUCCGAUUCGGAAACAUCUUCACUCAACUCUUCCCAGGAAGCCAAAGGAACUGGCAAACUUCUCUGGUUACAAAGCAGAACUCAAAGUGAAGUGCCCAGAAUGGAAAGAAAGCAUUUCCACGGGGAACUGGAUGUGAAUUUCAACCCGCAGGCAACGAGCCUGGAGUACUCGGACAGCAGCGAGACUGAAGAGGUCCAUUAUGACUUAGAAAAGAGAUCGAGAAGGUGGAGAAAGACCAAAGCAAUCUCCGAAGAGUUCUGUGAAGAAAAAGACUGCACAAAAGGCGACAAGAUGAAUUCAAGUCAGGAUUUUGAUGAUUUAUCAGAAGCAGAUAGAAGCAGUGAAGAUCAGCGUCAUCAUAGCAAGCCUGACCUUACGGAGGAGGAACUUAAGUCCAGGUUAUUUCAGCUUGCUGCUAAAAUGAGUGACAAGGAAACAUCUUCUGGUGAAGAGCAGGAGUCAGAACCUAGAACAGACCCUGAAAACCAGAAGGAGAAUUCAUCCUCAGAGGAAAACGGUGGCAGAAGCAUUCAGGAAGAGCUACAGAAGGAAAUACAAAAGGCUUUUGAUCUACAUUUAAAGCUGCAGUUUUUAUCCACUGUAUUGCAGCAGAAGUACUCUGCUGUCUCUCUCUGCAACAUAUCCACAGAAGUCCUGAAAGUCAUCAAUGCCACUGAAGAACUGAUAGCAGAAUCCAGUGGUCCCUGCGAUUUCCCAGCUGACAUUCAGGACAGGGGAAAAGGGACCUUCCCUUUGGGGACAGACCCUAUCAGGCUUGAUGAGCAGCUCACCACACUGGAAGAAAACGUGUACCUGACAGCCAGCACGGUGUAUGGGCUGGAGGGGCAGCUGACCAGCCUGGAAGAUGCUGCACGCAAGAUCAACAGUGUCACUGCAGAGUCUGAGCUGGCCCAUCUGGAAGACCAAGUGGCCACAGCAGCCGCCCAGGUUCAUCACGCAGAGCUUCAGAUUUCAGAUAUUGAGAGCAGAAUAUCAGCUCUCACAGUUGCAGGCUUGAACGUGGCUCCAUGUGUUCGCCUGACAAGGAAACGGGAUCAAAAGCAAACAAACCAGAUGCACACAAUAGACACAUCAAGACAGCAGAGGAGAAAACUUCCAGCUCCACCAAUAAAAGGUGAAAAAAUAGAUGGUUCUCCAGUUACCACUGUCAGGACGUUCAACAGAAACUUCAUGCUUCAAGGAUCUCUAACACAAAGAACUAAAGAGAGGAAAAGCACUGCCAAGGACUUAAUGGAACCUGCAAUAGGAUCUGCUGUGAUGUACUAAACUUACUCCUACUGCCAGUAACACACUGCCUAAGGCUGUACACUAGAGUGCCUUUACUUAACAGCCAUUGCAUACGUCCAGCUGAAAAUGGACCCUCAAGAACCUACAAAGCCUCAGUUACAGGGCUUUGUUUGGAUACCUCACUGAGAAAGCUGUCCAAGUCUUCAGCAUUGUGGUCUGCUAAAGGAAACUCUGCCUUAAAGUUCUCACAAAAGUCCAGACAGGAUGCUGAGUUUCAAGAGCAAGGCUCCACGUUUUAAGAUGCACUUUUUCUCCCUAUUGAUUGUACGGAAGUAUGUCAUCUUUACACCGCAGUAUGUUUUUGUACACACAGUCAGUCAGAAUGAUAGGCCAGUUAAUCUGCCACACCAGACCUGUGAUCCAUAUUUGCUGGUUACUAGCAUCCAUGUUGUCAAGCAAUAAGAACAACUGCGCAGCCUGUGCAGGGUGGUGGGAGUGGAGAACCAGUGUACCUCACUCUGGGAGUCAGUGGGAGGUUCUGACAGGGUUCACAGGAGGAGGUGUGGGAUGUGCAAAGGCUUCUCUGCUCACUGAGGGUACGUUUGGCAGUCGCUGUUGUAGCUCCAGAGCGAGGUAUUUUGCUCUUGGCAGCAGGGGGAACAUGGAUGUCGUGUUGAAGCGUGAAUUGGUAGCAGCACAUGUGGACCAGAUGUCUGUUAUGAUCCUGGUGUCUGGAAGCAUCCGAGCACUGUUGUGAAACCAACACCUCUCUGUGUCUCGUUCUUCUUGGGAGCAUUGUCUGCUUUGGUGGUGGCCAACCACGCUGUAGUUCAGAAUAAAUUCUGACCAAAUCCGUUAAGGUUGGUAAAAGAAGGUGAAGACAUUGUAGAUGAGAUCUCUGCUGGUGGUUGUAGGGUGGCUGCAGUCUGUGAGAGAUUCCCUUCUGCUAUUUCCUGGCUUUUCUGAGGAGGAGGCAAAUGUAGCCCAGAGAUCUCUUCCAACGUAGAGUAGCUGGGACCUGCUGCCAUGUGCACCCCACUACUGUUGAACCACUCUGAAUUGGAUUGUGAAUGGUAGAAUUUCAUCUUUCAUUGCUCGAGACCUUCAGAAGGUGAGCCCUCAAAGGUGGAAGGCCCUUGAGCAGAUGCCUAGGAGGGAAGAUGCUGCUUACAGGGUGUCCCUCUCUCCCUUUCAGGGAGGACCUUGCCAAUCUGUGGUACUUUUUGCUCUGAAGAAUACAAAGGAAGUAGUUAGAGGAGGUGAUAAGCCAGUGAAUCUGUUACCUUCCAUGCAAAGUGCAGAGCAGGUCCCCAGAUGCAGAGUGGGUUGUUGUGAAGCAUGCCAUGAAGGAAGGCACAGGCUGGCAAGUUCCCCCUCAGCAUCAAGGAGCAGUGGGUACCAGGGCAGGAGGAGAGCUGCUCUUUUCCCUGGGCCCCCAGCAAAUACCCACUAGUAGAGUGCCACAUGUUACCUGCUACAUGGCAGGAAUGCCAUCCCCUGGAACACCAGGCUAUGAAGUGGCUCCAGUUGGGCAAACAGGAGGAAAACUGGGCAAAUUUCCUGGCUGGGUGGGUUUUAGUGGGGCAGGUGGGAAGGUGAGGAACGGCUGGAUGGGGCAGUUGGAACAGCAGUGCCAGUUGCAAAUCUGCCACUGCAGUUGACAUCUAGCACUUGUCAGUACCCUGAUGUCCACCUGCAUGUAAGGAACCAUCAGAAUAAAUACAACCAUCUUCCCACCUGGAGUACGUAAGCAUCACUCCAUCCCUUCAAGGGAUUCCCAUCUGCCCAAGAUCUACCCAGAUGUGUUUGUUCUGGGUGAAAUUCUGCCCUGCUCUCACACAAUCCUAGCUCUCUGAAAUUGCUUUUGCACAGGUAUGAGGGUAGAAUUGGGCCCACUCUGUUUAAUAUAUAAAUAUACAUAUAUAAAACAAAUAUAUUUUAUUUAUAUAUGCAAUCCAGUAAAGGAGAUUAAACAGAGUAGGAUGCCUAGGGAUUUGUUAUCCAGUCUCCUCCUCCUUCCUUGACUGUUCUCUUGUAUGUAUACAGCACAUUCCCAGGUUCUGGUUUAUGCAGGUAUGCGUGUUAUGAAACGUCAUUAAUGGUGGUUGGUCUACAUAUCCGUCUAAUAACUAAUAACUAAUCUCGUGUAUGUAAUAUCAAUACAGAAAUGACUACUUUUAAUAGAAUUAACUCUUUGGCUUUUGUUCUGUUAGUGCGAUUUAAACAAGCCAACGCCGUUCGGAAUAGGUUGUUUUUUCCUUAAGAGGCAUGAAAAGCAUCUAUUAUCGUGUUACAAUGUUAAAAUAUUCAGUCUUUGACAGAAAAAAAACGUGUACUGUGUAGGCAUUGCAGCAACAAAAUAGAAAAAGAUAAAAAAAAUCCCCCCCCGCUCCAAGGCAUUUGACUUCUUCCAGGUGUUGAUUGUGCCAAAUACGUGCAAAGAUAUAAUCCACUGGUUUAAAAAAGUCCUCAAAGCGUCUGCUAGAGCACACAAAGACUUAUUUUGUCAUCGAGUGAUUUCAAUCUUCAGUGUUAAUAUUUAUAUUUAGAUUGAUUUUUAUAAAUGAAAACUAUUUUACUGGGCAAAACGAGGACUAGAUGAUCUAUUGGGUUCAGUCUGAGUGAAUGUUAAGUUUGCCUUGUUAUUAUUAUCUGCGUACUCACCAAGAACUGUUGUCCAGAGGAAUUAUAAAAGAGUAAAAGUGGUUUAUGAACAGAAUGCCUUUGAUUCAUAAAGAAAAACCAAAAGUUGC
Molecule: messenger RNA, 5634 nt
Organism: Pezoporus flaviventris
Lineage: Eukaryota; Metazoa; Chordata; Aves; Psittaciformes; Psittacidae
Gene: MYRIP
Product: myosin VIIA and Rab interacting protein
Exons: 18
Coding region: 230-2920 (896 amino acids)
Biological process (GO): intracellular protein transport
Cellular component (GO): cortical actin cytoskeleton
Molecular function (GO): actin binding; small GTPase binding; myosin binding
Source: RefSeq, a predicted model, not a curated record